This is a messenger RNA of Nicrophorus vespilloides, 1242 nucleotides long. Its product is annotated as potassium/sodium hyperpolarization-activated cyclic nucleotide-gated channel 1-like. The coding region runs from base 1 to 1242 and encodes 413 amino acids. The record is from RefSeq and is a predicted model, not a curated record. The transcript is spliced from 4 exons. Lineage: Eukaryota; Metazoa; Arthropoda; Insecta; Coleoptera; Silphidae.
AUGGCUUCAUUCGGAUUCUACUGCGAUUUGGUGUGCUCAAUACCGAUAUACUUGAUAACUGGUGUAAUUUGUAAAAUAUACCCGAGUUUGCGGAUAUCGAAGGUCCUAAGGAUCUGCGAGAUUGUGACCAUGUUCAAAUUUCUUCGCAUCAAGAAGUUUUUAAAGUACUUGGGUCACACCACUGAACUGAUCAGACAUUACUACUACUCUAGGCGAAGCCUCAAGUAUCUCUUAGUUUCCCUUUUGGCGCUUCAUUGGUCUACGUGCAUGUACAUCUCUAUAUCCGAAUGGUUUUACUACUUCAAUCACGAUAAUGAGUACCCAAUUCCCAGUUUAUCAACGAGAAACGCGCUUCUCUACGAUUACCUAUCCAUUUACUGCCAAUCUCUGCAUAAGGUCAGUUCGUAUCUCUUAGGCGUAUCGAUUGUGACUGGAUUUCGCAGAACAGUUUACUUCCAAAUUACGGAACCCCGCGAGCUCACCUGCUUCUUGAUUUUCUCCCCAAUCGGUUACAUCUUCUGCAACUUGCUUCUGGUGUUGGUUCUUCAGAUGAUCAUCUCCAUGAACUCCUCCGAGAUCAAGUACAAUGAGAUUCUAUCGCAGGUGAACUGCUACAUGUCGCACAAAGAUUUGCCUAACAACAUGAAGGAGCGAAUCCUUUCUUAUUACGAUUACCGCUUCCAGAAGAAAUAUUUCAGGGAGAGCACCAUAAUGGCUAUGCUUUCCGAAACUCUUCGGAGAGACAUCAAUUUACAUUCUUGUCGCACGCUUAUCGACAGUGUUCCACUAUUAAAAGACUUACCUUCCGAAAUCAUCUCGGAGGUCGUUCACCAUUUAAGGCACGAAGUCUUUCUGUACAAUGACAUAAUUGUAAAGGCAGGUGCAAUCGGUGAUUGCAUGUACUUCAUAUCUAAUGGAACUGUAGCAGUAUCAACGCCAACCGGAAAAGAAAUUUGCCAUCUGCAAGAUGGGGCUUACUUUGGCGAAAUCGCUUUAAUAUCCAAAGAUCAGAAACGCGUUGCCAAUGUUGUUGCAAUUGAAAUCUGCGAGAUUUACAGGCUGGACCGAAGGAAUUUCAGAAACUGCUUUCCCACUAAUUCAGUGUUCUACAAGAAAAUAGAGCAGAUCGCUCAGGAGAGAAUGGAGAAGACGGUUUUGCUAGAAGAGCUACAUAAAAAGUAUGUUUUAGAGAGGACAACGAAGCACAAAGCAGAGGAAGCUCAAAAUAUAGAUAUUUUCUAA